This is a messenger RNA of Monascus purpureus, 2166 nucleotides long. NCBI's taxonomy places the organism in Eukaryota, Fungi, Ascomycota, Eurotiomycetes, Eurotiales, Aspergillaceae. The record is from the annotation of a GenBank genome assembly.
GUUCUUAUUAAUUGAAAGAUUAUUAUCUCCUGCUUAUCUUCCCCUCACUCGGCCAUGACGUCUCCGUCGUCUGCAUCUUGAGCUUGAGAGCACCGUCGAGGGUCUGCCCAUGGCGUCCACAGCAACUGCAAGGGCCGAAAACUCCUGUCAGCGAUGCCACCGUCGGAAGAAGCGCUGCGACAGGACACUGCCCCAGUGCGAUGCCUGUCGUCAUGCCAAGGUGCCGUGUAGCUUUCGAGAUGAUCAUACACAGGAGGCGUCUUUUUCCAUAGCGUACGUACGCGGUCUGGAAUUCCGUGUGAAGGAACUGGAGCAGCAACUGGCAGCAACUGUAGUAUCUCGACAGGCGCCAUACGGCCCAUCGUCGCCUCACUGGGACUCAGUCGUCGAUUUCGGGACGCGGAGUCCCACAAGCCCAGAGAAUUUGUCUCUCAAUGGGUCCACCAUACAACCGGCUGGAAAUGCUGCAGCGUCUCCCCCAUCGAUGACGAGGAUGACCAGGCCACGAACCGACUCACUGGCUGAGGAGCUCAAGCUGCUGUCCCUCGAAGCCACGGCAGAGCGACAUCUCGGUCCGUCCUCUGGUAUCUCCUUCGCAAAGCUGACCCAGGCAGUACUGCGACGCUUGUCCCCGGACAAGGAGGCCUUUAUUUUUGAAAGCGAGGUGGACAACCUGCAGCAGACCGACACAGAGCAGGUGUCCAUGUCUGAAUUGCUGCCCAAUCUUGGCUCGUCUCCAGUCAAUUUCGGUUCCUGUCCAGCAUCCCCUCUUCCAUUGCACGCCUUCUCGGUUAACGAGGUCCUCGGCACUUUCGCAGAUCCAAUUGAUCUCUCCUCGCUGGACGCGGCACGCAUAAGCCAUUUACUGGAUUUCUAUUUUGCCCACUCGCACACCCUAUAUCCCGUCGUCCGGCAGAAUGAAUUCACCACGGUGUUAUGGAGAGUGUAUGCGAAUCCAUUGGAUUCGUUAGUGCAGUCGCCCUUAUGGCAGUUUCGCAUCUGGAUGGUCCUUGCGAUUGGUUCGACUGCUUAUUGUUCCGUGUCCCUGGUCGACGAGACGGAGUCAGUGCGCUUCUUUAACAAGGCUAUGACUUAUUUCGAGUCGGUGAUGGGAUACGGGGAUCUGGCCGCAUUGGAAGCGCUAAUGCUCCAGGUGUCGUUCUCUUUUUUCAACAAGAUUGGCCCUAAUACAUGGUUCUUGGUGGGCGUUGCAGCUCGCAUGGCCAUCGGUAUGGGCCUCCACGCCUCCGAUACCUACAAGUCUCUGGCCGUGGAUGUUGCAGAAUAUCAAAAACGCCUGUUUUUCUCUCUAUAUAUGAUGGACCGGGUUGUGUCUGUCGCCUUGGGCCGGCCGUUUGCGAUUCAUGACGAUGAUAUAGACGUCGAGCCCUUUGCAGAUGCGGAUGAUGAACAGAUCAAGCCGGACGGUAUUAUCCCCCGUGGCACGCUGGAACCAUCCAGUAUGGCUGUCCCUCUACACAUUCUAGCCCUACGAAGGAUCGCCAGCGAUACGCGCAGUCUGGUUCAUUCUAUCAAAAGUAGUCAAGAACAGAACCAGGCCGUGAAGGACCAGACCAUCCAGGCCCUCCACAAACGACUAAUUGAAUGGCGACGUAGCAUGCCGUUCCCUCUACCUGACCUUCAGUCCAACGUGCCUCACCUUAGCACAAGCUGGUUUGAUCUAAACUACUAUACCCACGUCAUAAUGCUGUACCGACCCUCACCUCUAUGCCCAACCCUGAAUCUCCCCAAGGUCACCAUCCUGGCCGAAGCAUCCGCCAUGGCCAUCCGACAGGCGAUCAACAUGCAUCGGCAGCGGCGAUUCUCAUAUAAUUGGCUGAAUCUCUUCUCCGUCUUCAACUCGACGCUUUCUCUCAUGUAUGCUACGACGGCGCAGCCGGACAGUUUGUCCUUGGUUCUGGAACGCACCAAGGCUAUCAAUGACUUGGAGCUGGCGCUGGAAUUGCUGGAGGUGUUCGGGAAGAAGUUUCCUUCUGCUAAGAAGAUACAGGGCAUGGUGCAGGAGGUUUUAGCGAAAAUGAGAUUGCAUACGACACCUUGAGCAAGGGGUAUAGAGAUUGUAAUUGUCCUAUAUUUAACUAGAAAGACGUCAUGAUACCCAACUACGGUCUAUCAUGUUACUGAAGCCAACACCUGUACUCCCGA